CAGGCGCGACACGCGGCCCCGGGAGCGCGGAGACUGGGAAGGCCGCCCAGGUGACGGCUGGUUUCGCGCCGCCGCGAGGCGCUGAGCCGCCCGGGCCUCCCGGCCGUCCGCGCGCCGCGUCGCCAGUGAGCAGAGCCCCCGCUCGGACGAUGCCCGGCGUCGCUGGCCGCCCGCUGUUUCGCUGCAGGAGCGGAUGGUCGUGGGGGCGCUCGGAUAUUCCUGUGUCAUUUUUCAUGUAUGGACUGAGUCCUGAUCAUAACCGUAUGAUGGUACAUUCCAUUGAAGAGUGGCCACCAGCAAAAUGGAAAUGAAAGAGAUUGCUAAAUAUAAGACGCUAUGGAAAAUGAACUCAACUACUGAACCUUUAUUUGUUACUGGUAUAGAUGUCAAUCCUUUGAAAAAAUUCACCAUUCCCAAGAUCAGGAGGACAGCUGGGAAAGUUUACUUGUCACCUUGUUGCACCAAUACUAGAGAGUAUAGUUUCAUACACGAUACUCUUAAUCAGUGCCGGCUUGAUGUAAGCUGUGAUCUACAGUCUUCAUGGCAGUUUGGAGAUACAAAACUGAUUCACAAUGAGGAGCUGGAAAAAAAUUUUACUUCUAAGAGGUCAGAGAUGCGUGGGAGUGGAAGACACGGCAGAGAACUUGAAGAACAUUUCUGCUUUUUAGCACUUCCUCAGAGUGAUGUGGCUGAGAUAUAUCAGAAUGGAAUAAGUACCAAAACAUCUACAUUGAAGAUACUAGGCAACCCUCUUCUUGGAAUUUAUAUAUUUAGACAUGUUGAUGUGGCCUUGAAUUUUGCUCAUAGUAGAAGCAUUACUGUAGAAAGUAUUACAGUUUUUAAGGUUCUUUUUGGAAAAGUGAAGAAAAUUCAGCCUUCAAUGGAUAAAAACAAAGUUUCUUUGGAUCCUUCUCCUAACUUUGACUGCCAUAUGUCAAGAAGUAUACCCUCUUUGAAAGAUACCAUUGAACUACAAGCCUACAGUUCAGCAGUAUACCUCUAUGAAUAUGAUGAUCUUUCAAAGCCAGUAGAUAAACCUAGGCAGUGUCUUCCAUAUGCAAUAGUAACAGUAAAAUUUAUUGGUCAAAAAGUAGAUAAUGGACACCUUAUGACAUCUUUGAGAUUCCUCUCAACAGGAGUUCCUAAGAGGGCUGAAAGAACAUGGUCUCUGAAAAACUGUACAGUGGCCAAAAGAAUUGGAAAAGGAAAAGAUGCUGCUGUCACCUUUGAGCAUUUCGGGAAACCUAUAGAUCCAUUUGUUCAGGAAAACUGUUCAUGCAGUGCACUAAAUUCAGAGAUAAAUCCUUACAACUCAAAUAUUUCUAACUCCUAUGGAAAUGUGCAAAAUGAAAACAUUUCUGUGCUUGAAGCAUACAGGGGACAGAUGGAGCACAAUUCAGCAGAAUGUAGAGACACUUCUCAAGUACAUGCAUAUGAUUCAGGUCUUUCAUUUAUUCCCAGUGAUACCAGAGAAAGUGUUAAUAAUGGUGACCUCUUAAAUUUGACACAUCUUAAAGACGUUUUAAGUGAUUUGGCUGCUGCUUUUCCCCUUCAUAACAAUAUUGGCUCAAGCACAGUUAUUACUUCGAAACUCAUCAAAGACCCAAGACUGAUGAAGAGAGAAGAAAGCAUGGGAAAACAUAAUACUAUUACAGGUUUAAAUGAGAUUUUGCCAUUUGAGAAGAGUUUAGAUUUUGCUAAUUCAGAAAUAAACCUAUCAUCUAUGCCAACUAAUCCUGCCUCGUCAUCUGAAGUUAUGCCUGGUGAUCAGACUGUUCUUACUAAUUACUUGGAUGCCCCUUGCUUCAAAAUUUCUUUGAAUGAUUCACAAACCCAGGCUCACAACAUGGGCUCUAAGACCUAUGAUUGUACAGCUCCCAAUAAAAUUACCAUGGCAGAACAGUGUAAGAGCCAGGAUAAUUUUUCCUUCCCAAUGUGUGUGCCAAAUGUAGUCUCAGAAGUUGAAACCCAAAAACACAGUGGAGAAAAAGCUCAGAGAUCCCAGCAGAGAAGCAACAUUCCACUUUUAAUUGAACAAAAUAGUGAGCCACAUGACUCUUACGAAUCAGUGAAUACUUGUACAAAAGGGUGUAAUAGUCACAUCUCUCCAGAAUCACAGUCUUCUAAUUUUAAAACUGUAUAUCAGACUGGUCACCAAAUGCCUACACUUUUUCCACUCCAAAGCAAAGAAAGCAUACAUGAGUACAUUCAAGAUAUUGGAAAGAUGAGAAACUUCACUGGGCCAGAAGACAAUUCCAAACAUGAAGAAAAGCAAAAUUUAUGCAGAGAAGUUGAUAAUUCUUUUACUAAUAAAACAAAAAUCAGUCCAGUAGAUAGUUAUAUUUCUUUGCAUCAAGAGUACAAAGAGAAUGAGAAUCUUCAUUAUUUGGUGGAAAAUUGUGAUCAAAUAUUAAUUACUCAAGGGUUAGAAAAGCCAAAAUCUUUCUCAUCUACCACAGAGGAGAAGUAUGAGCUAGAUCAUCUAGUAUUGGGAAUACAAAAUCAUCUUACUCCAAGACUGGAGAACCUUCCACAAAAGCAUCCUCAGCACUCUUUAGAGUACAAAGAUAACAUUGAUACAAGUUUUACCAUUUCUCAAAAACUAAUGGAACUGAAAUUGGAAAAACCAGGUCAAAACUGUGUUAGUGUUAUAACUGAUGCUUUCCAGGAAGCAAAAGACAUUCUCCAGGCCAAACAACUGCCGGCUGUUACUUCAUCUCAUGACAUUAAAACAGCUCAUAAUGCAAAUUGCAGCAUAGCUAGAGAACAUAUAUGUGUUAAAAGGAGAAAUGGAAAUGAUCCAGUGUCCUUAGAGAACAGUGAAAGAGACUGCAAAGAAAAUUCUCAAGUUAACAAUAAAGGUCAAGAUCACACUCAGUUCUGUAAUUCACAGUUGAACAGUGAUGUGCACCCGAAUAUUGAUUGCAGAGAACAGAGAGAUAAUGAUAAGGAAAACCAGAAUGAGGCUGAAGUGGAAGACAUUGCUUUGUCUACAGAAAACAACGUAAGGAAUAUACAUGGAGAUGAGAAGCAGAGUUUUCAUGCAAACAAAAAUUUUACCACUGUAGAUGAAAGGAGGGAGAAUAAAGAUUGCAAUAGCAUAGAAAUUCUGAGUUCUGAAGAAUUUUCUACUACAUUUAAUUUGACUUGGGGAAAAAAAUAUGUGUCCACAGAAUCUACAUUAUUAGAAAAUGAAGAUAUCGUAACUGCCAUAAAAGAAAAAGAUAUUCAAAAUACUGGAAGGACUGUAGAGCAUUUGGUUUCCACAACAUUUCCCAAAAUUGCAGGUUCUUCAGGGCAUAUAGCCUCACAUGCUGCAGUUCAGAUAGCAGAUGCUCCAGUGCCUGCGUUAGGCACAAAUCUCGAAGAUCACCUAAGAUACCAGUUUAAAGAAACUUGUUCUUCUGAGAGUCCAGAUUUUGGUUUGUUAGUAAAAUAUAGGGUUUCUGAUUGUGAAACAGAUAUGGAUAAAAAUCAAUUACACAACUCAUUUCAUCAGUCAGUAAGUGACAACUCAGUUCUUCAAAGCGUCAAAUUGGAUAAUGAGAUUGAAGUAGGAUCAGAACGGAGUGACAAUGCUUUUCUAUUUCAACAGGACGCUCAUAGCCGUGGAAAUGUACUCUAUGAAGACUUCGGGGCCUCAUAUGAGGCUCUGAAGUCUCGCAUUGAUUGGGAAGGUCUGUUAGGAAGCACUAAUGGGGAGACAGAAGUUUUGAAAAGCACCACAAGGAGGGAGAAUAGCAAUCAGCAUUGCUCUGAGGAAAGUAGUUUUUAUUUCUCUACAGCAAAAAACAAAGCAGAGCUCUUCAACCCAAUUUUACUUCCUGAUCUAGAAGUUAGGAUUACUAAUGUAUUUAUGCAAGGAUUCAGUCCUGCUGUUGAACCCCUUGCAUUGAAAGAUAAUUUCUGCAAAUACAGAACUGAAACCAUAACAUCAGAAAUAAAGGAGGAGGAGGAAGAAGUUCCACGAUUUGAAAUUCAUUCCCAGUGUUCUGGUGAAAAUUCACAUCAUCCAUCUGAAGGUGAAUUUGGUAAUGUAAGGCAAGGAUCAGGACUAGUGAGUAAAUCUGAAACCUCACUUUGUUUUGACUUGAGUCAUAAUACACACGUGAAUCAUGUGUCUGAAAAGCAAAACAAGGGACCUUUGCUUACUGAACCUUCUAAUGUCACAACAGUAAAUAACGAAAGCAGGCGUUCCUUUACAAAGUCAAAAACCGAUUGUAAUGAUGCUAGAAGUAAAAAGGACACAGAAUCAAGAAUUAGCAAAAGAAAGCCACAUACACCUUUUAGGGACCAGAAUAUACCGCGUAAAGAUUUAAGACGUCACGAAAUUUGUGGGAAGAGGAGGAGGCUAACCAGUCAGGACUCGUCGGAAUGUUUUUCUUCAUUAUCCCAAGGACGAAUUGAAACCUUUUCACGGUCAGAAAAACACAUUAGGAGUGUCCUGGAUAUUCUAACUAGAGAAGCAUCUUUAUGCAAAAGCAGAUGUCUUUCCAGAAAACUUGACAGAGCUGUUCUUCACUUAAAAAAAGCUCAUAGAAGAGUUCACACGUCUUUGCAGCUUAUAGCUAAAGUGGGAGAAAAAAGAAAGGGCCCUUUACCAAAAGCAUAUGCAGUAAUAUGCAAUAAUUUCUGGGAAAGUUGUGACCUUCAAGGUUAUAGUUCUGUGUCUGAAAGAAGAUAUCAUUCCACUAAGCAAUUUUUGUCAAAAAGAAAAUACAACAAACCUGGAAAGAACAGGGCUUUGGGAUUUGAAGUUGAUAAAUCAUUAACUCAUGUAUCAAACCACAAGUCUUAUAAAACAAGUGGAGAGAGAGUCACAAAUUGCCUUUCUAAGAAAAAUGUGUCCGGUGUCUCCAGAAGUCCCACCACUAUUCGCGUGAGAGGAUAUUGUGAUCGAGAGUAUCUUGAAUCGCAGUUAGCCCUCUGUUCCACGUCCCAAAGUGCAAGUCAGUCAGCUUAUAGCACUAGCAGUUUGAGAAAUCCCAGAUCAUCAGAACUUCAGCCCUUUUCUAGAAAAACUGAGUGUCUCUCUUCCCCAGACUGCCCAGAUGAGAAACUAACUAAAAAAGAAAAUCAAAUCGAUGCAGAGUUUUUAUCUAACGUUAGUAAAUAUGAAAAGCUUAAGAACCAUUCAGCACAUGGUAAUAUUAAGGGUACAACAAAAGAAAACAAUUCUGAAGCUAAUGAAGUAAUAAGUAAAAGGAAUUCGGUAUCUUUAACUUGCAUAAAAGAAAGCAACGUAAAUUUUAACGUGGACAAAAAUUAUGAUGCAACUUGUAUAGCCCACACAAAGGUGAAAACUGAUAUAGUUAUUUCAGUCUUAGAAUCAAGUGUGACGCAUGUUUUUAACAUUGAUAUCGACAAGCCAAAUAACCUUAUUUUAUCUGGUUAUACAAGAAACCUGGAAGUAAAUUUUCCUAUAGAAAAAUGGGCACCUCCUAAUGAGAGCUCCAAACCAGGCAUUAUAACAGAAAACUUCCUUAUGGACCCAUUAAAUCUAACUCUGAUAAAAAGCAAAAAGUGUAACAGUAUUCCUCAAUUGUUAUCAGCCACUCUAGUGACAGACAGUGAGGGAGAAUCUUCACAAUCUUACCUGAAUAAACAGAGCACUUCUGCUGUAGAUUCUUCAACAGUGUCUACCAUUGUACCACACUGUCAACGAGGAUGUGCUGGAAAGGAGCUGCUAAAGACAGAACAUUGCUCUUCAAGUAAUUGCUUCCACAUAGACGGGAAUGGAACAAAUGUUAUUGAGAAUUCUCAGUUGGAUUUCACAUCAGUAACUGAAGAAAGUACGGACAAUAUGAUGAAGAAACUAUUUUCCAAUGAUAGUUUUUUGCUCUUAAAAGAUAACAUAAAGGGUUCUUCUUCCCCAAAAUGUAUUGCAAAGAAAGACAUUCAGGACAGAAAAAUGUGGAAAGAUAAACAAGCAGAGAAAGCAAAAGAUUCAUUUCACAAAAACGUGACUGAAGGAUCAAGUGUUAAGACUGAGUACAAAAAUCAAAAGAAUAAGACAUUAGAAGAAUCCUCCUACUUAAGUGAGAAAACAGUUAAAAACAACUUGAUUGAUUCUCAUUUAAGCAUUAAAGAUGCUACUGAGGCAGUCUCUUUGAGUAACACUGCUUCUAAUCAGCUUAACAAAAGAGAGAAAGAGGAGGGAAAAGUUAGUCAUGACUCUCAGUCUGACUCCACAGUGCACUCAGGAAGAGCCUGUAAUUCCAAACCAGGCAUUACAGGAAUGAAUCAUAUGCCUCUUCUACAUGCCCACUCUGAAACCUCCAGCGUCUCUCCUCCUCCGAAGAUGCCUACAUCAUACAUGAAUGAAUUAAAAGAAGAACAUUGCUCAACUAAUAAUUUGGCUCCUAUAGCUAAGAUAGCUCAAAUUUUGAAGAGGGCAGAUGAAGCAUCAUCUUUGCAGAUUCUACAGGAAGAAACUAAAGUUUGUCAAAGUAUUCUCCCUUUAUUUGUUGAAGCUUUUGAAAGAAAACAAGAAUGUUCAUUUAAACAAAUCUUGAUUUCAAGAGACCUGUUGGUAGACCAAAACCUGUGGAAUAACUGCAGACACAAAUUAAAACCGUGUGCUGUUGACUCCUUGGUAGAACUCCAAAUGAUGAUGGAAACUAUUCAGUUCAUUGAAAACAAAACAAGGCUCUUAGGAGGUGAGCCAACAUUCCGAAGCUUGCUUUGGUAUGAUGAGACAUUGUACAGUGAGCUGCUUGGCAGACCACGUGGGUUUCAACAACAAUCCAGUUUCUAUCCUGCUUUUCAAGGCAGGUUAAAAUAUCAUGCAUUCUGUGAGUUGCAAAACUAUCAUGAUCAGUUGGUUGAAGUGUUUGAAGAAACCAAAAGGGAAAACAGUUCAUACUACACGUUCUUAAAAUACAAACGACAGAUUAAUGAGUGUGAGGCAAUAAUGAAACAUUGUUCUGAUUGCUUUGACUUUUCUCUUUCUGUUCCAUUUACCUGUGGAGUUAACUUUGGAGAUAGUUUAGGAGACCUAGAAUCCUUGAGAAAAAGUACAUUAAAUCUGAUCAGUAUGUAUGGGGACUCUCCCCAAAAUGAUUCCUGUCCAGGGAAACAAGACCAUCUAUGGAUUAUUAUAGAAAUGAUCUCCUCAAAAGUUAAUUUUAUCAAGAGCAAUGAGGCAGUAAGUAUUAAAAUAUCUCUUUAUGGUCUGGAACAUAUCUUUUUUGAUGCUGCAAAAAGUCUCGUUUGGAAAGAAAAGAGAGAGUCUUUCUGCAAAAAAUACUCAGGAAAGAACAGCAAAGAAAUACUACUCAAAAUGAAUCAACAUGCUUUUUCUAAGUUGCAGAAGAUAUGUGAUACGUUGUCUAAAGAUUUAAGCAGUGAACGCAUUUCCAGUACUGGGCUUGAGAAUACUAUGAUUGCUUCCAGAAAGUCAAAUGCUCUAGUAAACAAAGCAACAAUUAGCAUAGAAAACUCUAGGUUUAACAGUACUUUGCUUUCACAUCCAGAUAUCUGUUGUAUUAGUGAAAUAUUGGAUCAAGCUGAAUUUGCAGACUUUAAAAAACUACAGGAACUCACUUUGAGAUGUACCGAUCACUUAGAAAUUUUAAAAGAAUACUUUCAGUUGCUGCAAGAAGAUAACAUAGAUAAUAUUUUUAUCACACAAGAAAAUGUUUUGGACAUGGUGAAAAACCACAACCAUGGGGCAGUAAUUUUAAAACCUGCGGCCAUUGAAACCUAUAUUGAAAUCGUCAUGCUCUCAGAAACAGUUCACUUUCUUAAAAACUCAAUGGCAAAGAAACUAGACAAACAGAGGUUUCGAGGUAUGCUUUGGUUUGAUUUGUCACUUCUUCCUGAACUGGUUCAGUGCCAAGAAAAAAUGACUUCUUUCUCAUUUCUUAAAGAUGAUUCAACAGAUUGUCUUUGGAAAGUGAUAGAGACUGCUAUUUCUGAACUUAAGAAAGAUCUGGAUAUUAUCUACAAAUAUAAUGAAGCUGUUAAUUGCUCCUAUGCUCUUCAUUUGCUCUCAAGAGAACUUGAAGAACUUUCAGAAAUAAAAAAACUUCUAAAGAAGUCUAAGUAUUCCGUUUCCACAUACAUUGACUUUGUGCCAUGUAUAGCAUCCAUAAAUUACGGAAGCACUGUGACAGAGUUAGAAUACAACUACAAUCAGUUUUCCACCCUGCUCAAAAAUGUAAUGGCUGUCCCUCGGAAGGACUUAGGGAAAAUGGCCCAUAUUACGAAAGUCAUGAAAACUAUUGAACAUAUGAAGAUAAUAUGUGCUAAAGAUGCUAAAUUAACCAUUUCCUUUAUCCUGUGCCAAAUGCGACAUAACAGAAAGAAGACUUUCCACCUGGAGAGAAAGGAAGAAAUGAAUAUUCAUGUAGAACCUAGGAAGAAUAUCAACAAGUCCAGUACUUGUGUGAAGGUGCCCUCAAUUUCAGAGUGCAUAAUGAAAAACGUUUCAAAUUCCUCUAAAAAACGGCCUUUCACUGUAGACAAAUGUGAAGAUCCUCAGGAGCAAGAGGAAUAUACUACCGUUUCCAGUUGUAAAAAACAAAAGGUUAGAAUGAAAGAUGUCACGAAGAUCAACAGAGAAAAGGCAACAUUCAAGCAUCCAAGCAGCAGCAAUGGGAGUUCCAUUACCCAGACAUACCAGGGAAUAACAUCCUAUGAAGUACAGCCACCUCCUUUCGGAACGUUGACUGCAGUUACAAGUACUGUUCAAAAUACACAUUCUAAUCUGUUGUACUCUCAAUAUUUUGGUUACUUUGCUGGGGAACGACAAGCAAAUGACUUUGUGCCAGUGAGUGGACAUUUUCCAUCUCAAAUGCCUGUUUACAAUUUUCAGCAGCCAAUUUUUUCACAGUAUGUUUCCCAUCAACCGGUCGCUGCAUACCCUUGCUCUCCUGAUUUGGGUGUGCUUCCAGAAGUUCCUUGGACUUAACGUUCCAUGGUAUCAAGAACCCUUUCAGCCAGGACAUUGAAGAUAGUUCUUUUGUCUACUGAAAAGAGGUUUACAAGUUUUUCCAAGUAUUUUUUUAUUUUAACAUUUAAAAAUAAAUGUAAAUGUGGUAAAUUAUAAACCUUAUAGCCCUUGAUAAAAUGUUUAGAUGCAAAAGUGUAUCAUAUAAUGCAAUAGGAAAUCAAUUUCUGACAUCUAAAAUACCAAAAUAAUUUCCAUGCGAUUAUUUUAGCGACUCUGUACUAGGCUAUUUUUCAGUACCUACCUAGCCUUCAAAAACAUACUGUGAAAAUUUAUUCACAAUACUGUGAAAUUUAUUUUUUGAAAUGUUGCUAUCACAGCUAUUAAAGUUAUAUAAAGAUUUUCUUUGGGAUUAUUCUAAUGGAAUAAGGAGAGUAAAUGUAACAUUUAAUAUGAUUAAGGGUAAGCAAUAGUAGUAAAAUCUUCAAAACAAGAUUUUUGUCUCUGAUAUUUUUUGAUUCAUUGUUUAUGGUAGUGUUGUGCCAUUUGACUUAGAUUAAAGUAGGAUUUUUUUUUUACUUAGAUUGAUCAUUAAACCAAUAAUUUUAUAAUUCCUGACACUUUAUGUAAUUUACCGUUCUGUGUCUAAUGUGACAAAUUCCUUUAACUUCAAUAUUUUCUAAUUUUUACUUGCAAAAUAUAUUUUAAUAGAGAACUAGGUUUACAUAUUUUCAGUGUUUGUCCUUGAGUAGAGAUUUUUAAAAUAUUUAUGUUUGAAGCAGUUUCAGAUCAUUAUAUUGAAAUUAAAGCACUUUUAACACCUUUUUCCAUAAGGGCCCUUUCCACAAGAUUAUUUCUUUUAUAUUUGUAUUUUACAAUUUAAACGGUUCUUUUAGUGAUUUUAUAGCAAAUAAUAGGGAAUAAUGUCUUUAGCUUAUGCCAUUAGUUUAGUUGUAUCUCAGUAAUUUAAAUAAUGCAGGGCUUCCCUGGUGGUGCAGUGGUUGAGAAUCUGCCUGCCAAUGCAGGGGAUGCGGGUUCGAGCCCUGGUCUGGGGAGAUCCCACAUGCCGCGGAGCGGCUGGGCCUGUGAGCUACAAUUGCUGAGCCUGCGCGUCUGGAGCCUGUGCUCCGCAACAAGAGAGGCCGCGAUGGUGAGAAGCCCGCGCACCGCAAUGAAGCGUGGCCCCCACUUGCCGCAACUAGAGAAAGCCCUUGCACAGAAAUGAAGACCCAACACAGCCAUGAAUAGAUAAAUAAAUAAAUAAUAAAUUAAAAUUUAAAAAAAAGAAUAAUAAUAAUGCAGCACAAAUACAAGUUUUUUAAUGCUGUGAUCAUAGAUUUUUUUUUUUCCUUUUCAACAUUCCACGAGGGCUUCCCUGGUGGCGCAGUGGUUGAGAAUCUGCCUGCCAAUGCAGGGGACACGGGUUCGAGCCCUGGUCUGGGAAGAUCCCACAUGCCACGGAGCAACUGGGCCCGUGAGCCACAAUUACUGAGCCUGUGCGUCUGGAGCCUGUGCUCCGCAACAAGAGAGGCCGCGAUGGUGAGAGGCCCGCGCACUGCGAUGAAGAGUGGUCCCCACUUGCCUCAACUGGAGAAAGCCCUCGCACAGAAACGAAGACUCAACACAGUCAUAAAUAAAUAAAUAAAAGAACGUGAAUUUCUUUAAAAAAAAAAAAAAAACAUUCCACGAAAGUAAGAAGUGUCAGUAAUAAUCAUCAUUAAACAACAGGGCUGUAGUGUGUAACCGUGGUCUUCAGCAACCUCUCUGCCCACCAGCAGCCAUUCCUGGUUUCUGUAAGAUCCAAGUCAGAAAGAUCCCUCACAACUGGAUAGAUUCUCAAGUGCUAGUGGGCCCUAAAAUGUGAUAAGAGAUUUGCAUUGGCUAAAUCUAAACAGCUAGGUAGCAAAGCUUCAGUGUUUUCGCAGCCUUUUUGUGUUAGCAAACUUUUUAUGUUAUCUAGUACAGGCAUCCAAAGAGUGUGAUUCAGCCGCAUUUAUUAUAGAGUAGCUAAUUUUUCAAUUUAGAAAAACACUAAGAUCCCCCAGGAUAAGCCUCAUUAAUCACAUUAACCAAAUAGGAUGGAGUCCAGAGUACUUUAGGGUUCUUCUCUAACAAACAGAUCUUAAAAGGGGAAAGUCAAGCAAAGAACUGCAACUGAACAAAACAGGAAUUAGAAAAAAUACUACAGAAUUAAAGCAAUAUCAAAAUAACAUUUUUUUGUACAGAUAGUUGUUUUAUUUGGAAAUAUUCUGUAAAAAUCAGAACUCCUGAACAGGUAUUAAAGCAGUAAUAUCAACUGUUAUUCAAAGAAUGACUUUGCCUCAGCCGUUUGUUUUAUGUUUGGUUAUGGAAAGAUGUUACAGGUUUAGUAUUAACAAUGUUUCUAUUAGGUAAACCGAAAGUUAAAUAUUCUAACUAAGGAUGCUUUCUUUAAACAACUUGCAGAUUCUGUUGAUAUUGUCUUUGUGAUGUUUUUAUUUCGUGAGUUUUAUUUUCUUGAAAGAAAGAUAAUGAAAAAAAAGCCUUGUAAAUAUUUAGUUACAUUUUAAAAUCUGCACUUUGA
Balaenoptera acutorostrata (minke whale) is the source of this 11456-nucleotide messenger RNA. RefSeq names its product testis expressed 15, meiosis and synapsis associated (gene TEX15). Gene Ontology annotation, cellular component: nucleus. Lineage: Eukaryota; Metazoa; Chordata; Mammalia; Artiodactyla; Balaenopteridae. Gene Ontology annotation, biological process: synaptonemal complex assembly; regulation of double-strand break repair via homologous recombination; homologous chromosome pairing at meiosis. The transcript is spliced from 11 exons. The coding region runs from base 302 to 8914 and encodes 2870 amino acids. The record is from RefSeq and is a predicted model, not a curated record.